UCACAUGUUUUCGGUGCGCUUAUCAGUCAAGACUCAAAACGACACAAAUAGGUAGAAGUGUGUCAAAGUGUCACUUGUUGGAACACUGACAAGCGGGAGUGUUCGACCGGCACCCCAAAAAAACGCUGCCGUUUUCAUCCCGUGUACAGUGUGGUGGUCACGGGUCCGUGUGCGCGAGCAUUAUGGCGCUAGGCUGUGUACUUUGCUCUCCGGCGCCCACACUAUCCUCUGACCGGUUGCGGGCCUCUUGUCGUCCCCCGACGGCAGCGGCUGCCGCCUGCCGCAGCACCACUUUAUUGCCCCCGAGGCGACACCUGUCCCGUCGCGCACCUCGCCGCCGGGAUCGUCUCCCUCAAAACCGCACCAACCCCCCCACCCCACCAACGCUCGAGCUCCACAUCCCCCGGUGUUCCCCCUCCGCUCUCCUUCUUAACCCGUCCCACUGAACUGGAUUUCCUCUCGCUAUUGUGGUAUACUGUAGCACGCCAGACGCAACUAGUCACGGUCACGGUCAAGCUCAUUGCGAGCGGAGCGCCCUCCUGUCGCUUCUGCCGCCGCCGCCACCGCCGCCGCUCGGCUAUAAAGUCGCCAGCUCUGUUCACCGCCGCUUUUCCUCUGCAUCCGUCUGUGGUGCGGAAUUGAAUUCCGGUGGGAUUUGGGAGCCGAGAGGAGAAGGCGGUAGGCGGGGAUGGAGACACCGGGAGGGAGCGGGGCCCCGUCGCUGGCGCGGCAGGGCUCGGUGUACUCGCUAACGUUCGACGAGUUCCAGACCGCGCUCGGCGGCGCCAGCAAGGACUUCGGCUCCAUGAACAUGGACGAGCUGCUGCGCAACAUCUGGACGGCCGAGGAGUCCAACGCCAUGACCGCGGCCGCCCCGACCACGGCGGCCGCAUCCAUGGACGCGCAUGGGCAGCAUCAGCAGCAGGCCGGGGCGCCCAUCCAGCGCCAGGGCUCCUUCACGCUGCCGCGCACGCUCAGCCAGAAGACGGUCGACGAGGUCUGGCGCGAGAUCGUGGGCCUCACCGACGGGGAGGACGCGCAGGCGGUUGCGGCUCCCGCUCCCACGCCCGCGCACGCGCCGCUGCCGGCGCAGGCACAGCGGCAGCAGACGCUGGGGUCCAUGACUCUGGAGGAUUUCCUGGUACGCGCCGGCGUGGUUCGUGAGGACAUGGGGCAGCAGACCCUCGUGCUGCAGCCGCACGCGCAGGGGCUUUUCUCCCAGGGGAAUGCGGUCGCGCUCGCGCCGCAGACCAUGCAGCUGGGGAACGGGGUGGUGACCGGGGUCGUCGGGCAGGGGCUCGGAGGAGGGAUGACGGUGGCGGUGCCGACGACGCCGGUCGUGUUCAACGGGAUGGGGAAGGUGGAGGCGGGGGAUCUUUCGUCGCUGUCGCCGGUGCCGUAUCCCUUCGACACUGCACUGAGGGUGAGGAAGGGACCGACCGUCGAGAAGGUGGUGGAGAGGAGGCAGAGGCGCAUGAUCAAGAACAGGGAGUCGGCAGCCAGGUCGCGCGCGAGGAAGCAGGCAUACAUAAUUGAGCUGGAAGCUGAGGUGGCAAAACUCAAGGACCUGAAUGACGAGUUGCAGAAAAAGCAGGUCCUGAGUUCAAAUCGUCCGACGCCAAAGCACAAGAUCCGGUAUCUGUCGCGGUCGUUCUCACAUGAGCUACGGUGCCACUAUGUAUGCUAUCUAUAUUGAAUUAUCAGACCUCAGUUGUCACAUGUAAUACCUGGGCAUCUGAUGUUAUUGAUAAAUUGCUAGUGUUGCAUAUUUGUAUUGUUCAUUGUGUAGCACUGUAGCGCCAUCACCCCACGUCCCCACCUCAUUGAUUUGGCACAAAUGAAGGCAAGUUCUGGUUAGCUUAACUCUUAGGCUCCAUUUGGAUCCUUGGAAUUGAAAUCAAUUCCAAUAAUCAUAAUUUAGGCACAUACCAAGUUAACAUGGUCACAUGCGUAACAUACUUGUAUGCUGUUGUUGACCACAUUAGGGUAGAUACUUGUGUGUUGCACUGUUUGUUGCAUGUCAGCGAGCUGAAGAGCCUAGUAUAGAGCAUGUGGAUCAAUGGAAUCUAGUUCUAUCUGUCAACUCAUGAAUUUAAGACAGUCUAUAUCUAAACUUUGAAAAGUUCUAGAAUGUCAAAUUUCAAGCCAAAUAGUCCAGUCCGUAAGGUAUAUUCCAAUUCCUCUAAAACGAAAGGAUCCAAACAGGCCGUUAAGAGUUUAUAUAUUUCAGACUUAAGUUCCAUUUCAUCCACGAUAGUUUGUUUCUUCUUAACUCCUGAAACAAAUGGAGAGGCGUUAACUUGGUAUGCUUAAUU
This is a messenger RNA of Zea mays, 2315 nucleotides long. RefSeq lists its product as uncharacterized. Gene Ontology annotation, cellular component: nucleus. The transcript has 3 exons. The record is from RefSeq and is a predicted model, not a curated record. Gene Ontology annotation, biological process: positive regulation of DNA-templated transcription. Gene Ontology annotation, molecular function: DNA-binding transcription factor activity. NCBI's taxonomy places the organism in Eukaryota, Viridiplantae, Streptophyta, Magnoliopsida, Poales, Poaceae. The coding region runs from base 689 to 1696 and encodes 335 amino acids.